Eruca vesicaria subsp. sativa (arugula) is the source of this 390-nucleotide messenger RNA. The record is from the annotation of a GenBank genome assembly. Lineage: Eukaryota; Viridiplantae; Streptophyta; Magnoliopsida; Brassicales; Brassicaceae.
AUGUGGGGACACGAUUCACAAUACAGAAAGGGAUACAGAAAGGGACCAGAGUCACUUAGAGGAACACAACCAACAGGAAUGCUAAGACUACCAUGUUUUUGCUGUGCACCAGGCUGUAAGAACAACAUUGACCACCCACGAGCCAAGCCUCUCAAGGACUUUCGUACCCUCCAAACACAUUACAAACGCAAACAUGGGCCUAGACCUUUUGCUUGUCGCAGGUGUGGCAAAGCCUUUGCACACAAGAGGUCUCUCAAGGACCACGUCAAGGCUUUUGGGAAUGGUCAUGUUCCUUGUGGGAUUGAUAGCUUUGGGGGAGAUCAUGAUGACUACUACGAGGCUGCUUCUGAUAUCGAGCAACAAGAUGAUUGCAACAACAAUGAAUGUUAA